AUGGCACCCCACGACUCCACGGGCAUCCUAGAUCCCAGAAGUUCCACGUCCAAAUGGCCGGGCUAUCUCGUGGGCUUCGUCCUUGGUCUGAUCACUGUCUUCCUCCCGUACGCCUGCUUCCGACUCUACCGUUGCUAUAGACCAGACUAUCGUAGUCUACGAUACCGUCACCGACGGCCGCCACCCAACUUCCUCCCUCAAGUGCCUCGCAUUCCGCCAGGAUACUCGCGGAUCAUUUUGCCACCUCCUUAUUCGGACCAUUUCGCGUUAGUGCGUCAUCCAGAAGGACAAGCAACAACAUUGGCAGUAACAGCGACACCACCCGCACCGACAGGGCCAAAUACACUAGAUGGUGCAGGUGAUACAGCAACCCACCACAACUCCACGGCAGCUGAAACCGCGGCUUGA
Molecule: messenger RNA, 408 nt
Organism: Fonsecaea erecta
Lineage: Eukaryota; Fungi; Ascomycota; Eurotiomycetes; Chaetothyriales; Herpotrichiellaceae
Exons: 1
Coding region: 1-408 (135 amino acids)
Source: RefSeq, a predicted model, not a curated record